AGGAGCCCGCGGGAGGGACGGGAGCCUGCGGGAGGAGGGGACAGCCUCAGCCCCGGGGAACGGUAGCCCGCCCCGGUAUAAAGCGGGGCCCGUGCUUGCUCUCGGGUCACUCGAUCCUGAGAGCGGCCGGGGGUAAUGAAGCUGGAAAGCUGUCCGAGGCCUCACCGAGCCGCGGUGUCCUUCCCUGCAGUGGCUCCAGCUGGAGGCUGCUGUAUCCCCGGGAGGCAGCAGGAGAUGGUGCGGGGGCCAAGGGCAGGCCCAGCGCCGCCGGCUAAGGGCCGGGGCCGCUCCCGCUUUUCCACCUCGCGGCUGGGCGGCCUCCGACCGCAGGCUCCACCCGCGGGACCCAGGGCUCCGGGCAGCUCGAGUGAGAGCGGGCCCGCCUCCAGGUCGGCGGACUCGGGUAGAGGGAGCAGUGAUACCUCACCCCGGAGCGGGCCGGUGGACAGCACUGGAGAAGGGGGCUUCUCCCUCAGCCUGACCCCCGAGGCCAUGUUGCUGAUCCAGAGGCGCAGCCUGGAGCUCCAGCCGCUGGGGGCCGGGAGGAGCAGGAGGCAAGGCCCGCGGUGGGCCGCAGCCGCCGAUAUCCGGGGCCUGGUGAAGAUCUCGCUGCUCAAUAACCAACACAAAUACGACGAUGUGGAGUAUGAGGAGGAGGAGGAGGAGGGCGGACCAGGUGACCCGGCGCUGCACCAGAGGUGCCUGGACUGGCUGCACGGGGUACAGGAGGCGGCUACCCGGCCCCGGACGCUCAGCUGACCGGCCCCGGGACCGGACACCAAACAGAGUCGGGGGUGGCUGAGCCCAGGCUGGUCCCCCACCCAGCUACACCGGCUAAGGGUGUGAGUCAUCCCGCCCACACCCCCCGAUUUCAGCAAUCUCCACACUGCUUCCCUGUCUGAAUGAAAACUGCAAAUCCACCAUCAACAUUACUCUGGCUGUUUGCAUUUUGUUUGAAAUCUUCAUUAUUCCUACAAUUAAAGUUUUAAGUUAAGGUUUACCCAGGAUCCACAGAACAGUGCCCGUUAAAGAAUUAAAAAUGUAGUUCACUAUUGAGUGGGAGAGAGGGUUGAUGCUUAUGUUACAGUAAAGUGAAAAAAAAGGUAAUGUGCAAGAAAGGAACUAUUCUUAGGAAUAUACUUCACAAUGUUUGGGUACAUUUUGUGCUCUGUCUAGUUUGGAGCUGCGUGACAGAUAUGAUCUACCAAAUAUGUUUUGUUAAAAGUGAAAUUGUUCUGGCUUGUCAAACAAAAUAUAAAUAUUGUGUGCAGUCCUGGUCUCCCUCCUAUUGGAAGGAUGUUGUGAAACUUGAAAGGGUUCAGAUUUACAAGGAUGUUGCCAGGGUUA
Molecule: messenger RNA, 1347 nt
Organism: Chiloscyllium plagiosum (whitespotted bambooshark)
Lineage: Eukaryota; Metazoa; Chordata; Chondrichthyes; Orectolobiformes; Hemiscylliidae
Gene: prr18
Product: proline rich 18
Source: RefSeq, a predicted model, not a curated record